This is a messenger RNA of Brugia malayi, 144 nucleotides long. RefSeq lists its product as uncharacterized. The transcript has 2 exons. Bases 1 to 144 code for a protein of 47 amino acids. Lineage: Eukaryota; Metazoa; Nematoda; Chromadorea; Rhabditida; Onchocercidae. The record is from RefSeq and is a predicted model, not a curated record.
AUGCUCAAGAAUAUGAGAUCUUCACUGAUCCGAAUUCUUCGUCUUUCCUUUCUCAACAAUACAAUGUCACUAAAAAUGGCGAUAAAUACCAAGCGAAAUUUGGCGCCUGAAAGACAACGAUGGAACAAAGACGUAAGUUCAUGA